GUUCCGGACCGUGAGCUUCCUGGCUCCUGGGCAGUGGGGAAGCCCCCGGGGGCGGGUGACCUCAGCUGGCCACGACCCAGCCCUCCUCCGUGCGUAACUCGCUUAAGAUGGCAGCAGAGUCAGGGGAGCUAAUCGGGGCUUGCGAGUUCAUGAAAGAUCGGUUAUAUUUUGCUACUUUAAGGAAUAGACCAAAAAGCACAGUAAAUACCCACUAUUUCUCCAUCGAUGAGGAGCUGGUCUAUGAAAAUUUCUAUGCAGAUUUUGGACCUCUGAACUUGGCAAUGGUAUACAGAUACUGCUGUAAACUAAACAAGAAACUAAAAUCGUACAGUUUAUCAAGAAAGAAAAUAGUGCAUUACACCUGUUUUGACCAACGGAAAAGAGCAAAUGCAGCAUUUUUGAUAGGUGCUUAUGCGGUAAUCUAUUUGAAGAAGACCCCAGAAGAAGCCUACAGAGCACUACUAUCUGGCUCCAACAAUUCCUAUCUUCCAUUCAGGGAUGCUUCCUUUGGAAAUUGCACUUACAAUCUCACCAUCCUCGACUGUUUGCAGGGAAUCAGAAAGGGAUUACAACAUGGAUUUUUUGACUUUGAAACGUUUGAUGUGGAUGAAUAUGAACAUUAUGAGCGAGUUGAAAAUGGUGACUUCAACUGGAUUGUUCCAGGAAAAUUUUUAGCAUUUAGUGGACCACAUCCAAAAAGCAAAAUUGAAAAUGGGUACCCUCUUCACGCCCCUGAAGCCUACUUUCCCUACUUCAAAAAGCACAACGUGACUGCAGUCGUGAGGCUGAACAAAAAAAUUUACGAGGCGAAGCGCUUCACAGAUGCUGGCUUCGAGCACUACGACCUCUUCUUCAUAGACGGCAGCACUCCCAGCGACAACAUCGUGCGCAGGUUCCUGAACAUCUGUGAGAACACCGAGGGCGCCAUCGCCGUGCACUGCAAAGCUGGUCUUGGAAGAACAGGGACAUUGAUAGCCUGUUAUGUCAUGAAACACUACAGGUUUACACACGCUGAAAUAAUUGCUUGGAUCAGAAUAUGCCGGCCAGGUUCCAUUAUAGGACCCCAACAGCACUUCUUGGAAGAAAAACAAGCAUCAUUGUGGGUCCAAGGAGACAUUUUCCGAUCCAAACUGAAAAACAGACCUUCCAGUGAAGGAAGUAUUAAUAAAAUCCUUUCUAGCUUGGAUGAUAUGUCUAUUGGUGGAAACUUAUCUAAAAUACAAAACAUGGAAAGGUUUGGAGAGAAUAAUCUAGAAGAGGAUGAAGAUGUGGAAAUGAAAAAUAAUAUAACCCAGGGAGACAAACUACGUGCCUUAAAAAGUCAGAGACAGCCACGUUCCUCUCCGUCUUGUGCAUUUAGGUCAGAUGACAUGAAAGGGCACCCGAGAACAGUGUCCCAGCCUUUCAGAUUAAGUUCUUCCCCACAAGGAUCUGCAUGUACGCUGAAGACCUCAAAAGUGGCUUUGUCCCCUUCGGCGACAGCCAAGAGGAUAAACAGAGGUACUUCGUCCUCAGGCGCCAAUGUCAGAAGCUUUUCCAUAAACUCUCGGCUAGCCAGCUCUCUAGGGAACUUGAAUGCUGCAGCUGAUGAUCCAGAGAACAAAAAGACCGCCUCGUCCGCUAAGGCAGGUUUCAUAGCCAACCCAUUCACCAACCUCUUGAAUGGCAGCUCCCAACCGACAGCCAGGAAUUACCCAGAGCUCAACAACAACCAGUACAACAGAAGCAGCAGCAGCGGCGGGGGCAACCUGAACAGCCUCCCGGGCCCCCUCAGCGCCAAGACAGAGGAGCCGGCCAGCGUCCUCCGACCCGCCUACCCCAACCUUUCUUCAUCUCCAGCGAGAUUCCUGAGCCGUUCUAUCCCCUCCCUUCAGUCUGAAUAUGUUCCUUACUAAGGCCUUGCCACUCCAGGAAAACUGUACCGCUCUUAGAAACAAUUUCUUCAUCUGGACAAGCAAUGUAGAGGGAAAGCAGCUGCUUGCUGGAAGAAUAUCUCUGCCUUCUUACCUUAAAUUAAAGAAAGCACUCAGAUAACACCUUCAAGAGACUUGAAACCAGAAACCUGGUUAAUGACUACUAUAGAUGCACUGAAACUAUGUUUAUGGAGAAUUCAACACUUUUUAAGAGAGUUUUCAAUGUUGACUUUGGUAUUUUGAAAGGUUAUUUUUAAUGUAUUUCAAUAAUACAUUUGUUAUUACAUUUACAUGUACAGUGUUACAUUAUGUAUGUAUUGUGAACUUUAAAAGACUAUUUUGAUAAAUUUAUGAAUAUAUAAAAAUAGACUAUAUUUUGAUUUAGAUUUUCCUGCUGUUUGCUACCAAAAAUUUGUAUAUUCAAUUUGUUUAGUUUUAUUGUGGUUUUGUCUACAAUGAAUAAAUAAUUCCUCCUUAUUAAGAAAAAGUAAGGGAGAAUGUAUUGAGGAAGUGAUUUUUUAUGCUCCCACGAUACACACAGCUGAUCAGUUCAUUCUUUUGGGAAGUCGUUCUAAUUUACUGAGUUCUUUCAAGUUUACCUCUACCAAGAGGAUCAUUGUUGAUGUGGCUUAUUGAGGACAAAAACCUUUUCUCUUUGUUUUCUGUUGUUGAGUUCUGCAUCCUUGGGGCCUUUCAAAAAAUUAGCAUCCAGUCGAAGAUCAAAAUUCACUGAGUGUUUCCUGGAAGCAUGAUUUUCCUCUGUGAUAUGACUGAACAUUCCAAAUGCUUUUAUUUCUUUCCUUCUCUCAAAAGAGUUCUUCUUUUUUGAAAUGCCUUAAACAAUUUAUUUGGCUUAUAUUUUCUCUUUUACAUAUGCAGAAUACAGGGAUAUAUAUUUUAAAUUCCACAUCCAAAGUCUUUCAGCACUCUGUCACUAAAUAAAUGUACAAUACUGAUUUGAAUUACCAAAAAAGCACUUCAAAUAGUUUUCCCUAAUUAGAAUAUCCUGCUUUUGGUACAAGGUCGUUGCCUUGUUAUCAUACGUAGUCUGAUGCCAGUUUUAAGUUACUGAUGAGAAAAAACCUAAAAAGAUGCUGCUAAGUAGUGCUCUGUGUUCUGGGAGAUACUUUACGAAGAGAGUGCAACCGCCUGGUGUGCACACUGUUAUAUCAGGAACCUAGCAUGAAAAUGAAAGGACCCCCUUAUGGGUACUCACAAGCCCUUUCAUGUAAGUACGAUCUGAAAUUCACAUCUCCAGAAACCUGCAGGCGUUAUUUCUGUGAGGAGUUGGGAGCCUUAGAUCCUGGUUCUCUGCCAGGCUGCUGAAGAAGGGACUGCUCCGAUGCUGAAAGAGCUACUUAAAUGGCUUCCUCUGAAGUGCUUUACCCUCCACCAUUGAUUACUUAGGAUGUAUUUAUUAGGUGGAGGCACCUUGAGACUAUUACACAUGCUUCAGCAAGGCGUCUUGUUCUUGUUUCAUAUUUUUAAAAGGCAUUUGAUUGAAUGUUAGACUCAGGUUUGUUAACAUAACUUUCAAUAAAUGCAGUACCAAAUAAUUGCACUCAUCUGAUGAGAAAAUGAACUGUAUGUUUUAAGAAUCCAAACUUAAAAUAAGUGGAAUUAAAUUGUAUAUCUUUUCUAAAGCUGAAAAUAAAAUAUUUUAUUAUGUUAUUGUAAAAGAAAUUGGUUAAUUGUAUAGGAAAAUUAUAGUAUUUUUUCAAAGGAUCAUUGUAAAGAAAUUCAGAUGAUGUUUGAGAAGUAGGAGAAAGGGAACCAUGUUGAUAUUUUUAGUUCUGUGAACACUAAUUUGUGUGCAGCUAUGAAAAUGACUGUAAAGCUGACUACUGUAAAUUUUCCAGAAUUAUGUGUGUAUAUAAGUCAUAUGUAUCUACAUGUGUAUGUCUUAACACUAGUUAUACACAUGUGCAUACCAAGAAGUGGAUGUAUAUAAUAUAGAAAGUAUAUAGCAAAGUAAUUCUACUCCAAUAAUAAAAAUUGUUUGACAUGUAUUUUGUUAUGAAUAGUUUACCUUCCAAAAGAUAUUUUGUUCUAUUUUAAAGUGUAGAAGAAUACACUGCUAAUAAAUAAUAAACAUUUUAUGAAAUUUAUUUGUUCCUUGGCUUUUAUAAUUUGGAUAUUGAGUUAUCAAUACACUGAUGUCUCCCCAUAAUUUUAUUUUUGAUUCAGUCUGGUUGGUUCCUUUUAAGUUUCUCAAGAUUUUCUUCCUGGAUUUUUAGUUCAUUUAUUGACUUUCUAGCAUAAGGCUAUUGCCUGAAAUAUGUGACAGUGACCACAAAGAAAACGUAUUCUUUGAAUCUCACAAAAGUCAGAUGUUAGAUCCUCACUCUCUUUCUUUCUAAUUUUCCUUUUUGUUAAUAAA
This is a messenger RNA of Lepus europaeus (European hare), 4293 nucleotides long. RefSeq names its product cell division cycle 14A (gene CDC14A). The record is from RefSeq and is a predicted model, not a curated record. The transcript has 16 exons. Gene Ontology annotation, molecular function: protein tyrosine/serine/threonine phosphatase activity; protein serine/threonine phosphatase activity. NCBI's taxonomy places the organism in Eukaryota, Metazoa, Chordata, Mammalia, Lagomorpha, Leporidae. Gene Ontology annotation, cellular component: mitotic spindle; spindle pole; centrosome. Bases 108 to 1895 code for a protein of 595 amino acids. Gene Ontology annotation, biological process: protein dephosphorylation; positive regulation of cytokinesis; microtubule cytoskeleton organization.